Pipistrellus kuhlii (Kuhl's pipistrelle) is the source of this 2019-nucleotide messenger RNA. RefSeq names its product chromosome unknown C21orf140 homolog (gene CUNH21orf140). Bases 1225 to 1977 code for a protein of 250 amino acids. The record is from RefSeq and is a predicted model, not a curated record. NCBI's taxonomy places the organism in Eukaryota, Metazoa, Chordata, Mammalia, Chiroptera, Vespertilionidae. The transcript has 2 exons.
CGCACAUACGCCACGCAUGUGUGGCAACGCUUCCGUUUUAUUGGGGUGGGGGCGGGACCACCAGUUCACAAAUACCCGCCCGGCAGACCCGCAGCCACACUCGCUGAGGAGGGUUCCGUCACGCUGCUUCUUGGGAUGAAGGAGCAGCCAGUCCCUGGAGAACAGGUCACUGGGCGGCGGGGGAGGAGGCAGGGCAGAGCGUGCCCAGGAAAGCAGGCGGAGAGAGGUCCUCCCGGGAGGGGCGCCUCUGGGCUGGCAGAGCUCUGGCUGGGCCAGGGGGGGAGCUGGGUGGACAUGGCCACGCUGCCCGAGGGUCCUUCCUCACCUCCACUCUGAGGUGGGAGGUGGCUGAGGAGGCUGGCUCUACCCCAGGAGGCAGGGUCCGGCAGGAACCAGAGGUCCUGGCCUCCAUGCAAUGGUGUGCUUCUGUCCAGGCCCCACGCAGCGGCCACGCAGGCCACCCCGCUCCGCCCGGGCGCUGGCCAGGCCUCGGCACCGGCUCUGCAGGGCGGCUGCUGGCCCGGCCCCGCGUCCCUGUCGGCUCCUCUCAGCUCGGGGAUGCCAGCGUCCCCUCCAGGCCGGCAGGCCCUUCUCUGGGGAGGACGUCAGGACGGAACAUGCGCUCCCGGCAGAGGGGAGACCCGGGGGCCGGGGAGGAGGCACCAUGUACUGGCCACAGAGCGGCGGCGGAGACACCAGACCCCCAGCACCCUGACCCGGGCCUCCCCCGGCCGGACUGUGGGAGAGCGCACGCCUGUCUGAGCCAAGCCGCCGGCAGCACCGAGCCACGGCAGCCCUGGCACUAACCCCGCCCCCUCCGCCCCGACUACGGCAGGAGCCGCGUCAGACACACCUUCCGUGGGCGACACGUCCCUUUCCUGCAUCGUGUAAGCCAGAGGGAGCUGCUCUGGACGUGUCCCAGGAUGCUCACACCCAAGUGUGUCUGUGGGAGGCCCCGCAGUGAGAAGGCCCCUGUGAGGUCAGCACCCUGGGGUGUCUGUGGGAGGCCCCGCAGUGAGAAGGCCCCUGUGAGGUCAGCACCCUGGGGUGUCUGUGGGAGGCCCCGCAGUGAGAAGGCUCCUGUGAGGUCAGCACCCGGGGUGUCCAUGGAGGCCUCUGUGAGGUCAGCGCCCGGGGUGUCCAUGGGGAGUUCUCUGUGAGGUCAGCGCCGCCCGGGCAGGGCCGCAGACGGAGACGGAGACGGCGGGCCCCGCUCGGGCCGCCAUGCCGCACGGCGCGAGCCGGCUCUUCCGGAACAUCGUCCUCCGGAGCCCGCUGGACGGCGCCAAGAGGAAGCAGUGCCUCCAGUACCUGCAGACGCUGCGGCGGCUGCAGUUUGACGGCUUCAGGACGGUGUACCUGGGGGAAACGGAGAUCCCCGAGAGCCUGGCCACAGGGGAGGACCUGGGGGGCGGGCUCGGCGUGCCCAGCCCCAGCUGGUGCGUGGUGCACGCGGGGGGCAGCCAGGGCUGGGUGCCCUGGCGGUACCGCGUGUACCUGAGGGACGAGCUGAGCGUGUGCCCCGAGGACGGCUUCUUCGCCGAGUUCUGCGAGGCGGCGAGGAAGGCCUACGGGAAGUGCGCCAUCGUGGUCAAGGACGUCCCACGGCUGGAGGCCCCGCCCCCCGGGGACGGGGCGCCCCCUGCCCAGGCCCGCGCCCCUGCCGUUGUCAACCUGACCAGCAUCGCCUGCUGCCCCGACGUGGCCAAGGCCUGCGGCCACGAGCUGCUCUGCCUGCCCUCCCCCUACAACUACCUGAACCCGCUGGACCUGGCCUGGUCUUCGCUCAAGUGGUUCAUCAUCAACAACCGCAAGGAGUUCUGCCUGCAGUCCGUCGACAGCCUCUACGCCUACCAGUUCAUCCUGCUCAGCGAGCUCAUCGGCAAAGGCGUGGAGAGGCUGGGCCCCGGCAAGUGGAGGACGCUCAUCAACAAGGUGCGGCGGUGGGAGAACUACUACCUGGGCAAGUUCUCCUAGGACCGGGCCAGCCGUCCGGGCCACGGCGCCCCCAACGCCGCC